AUGGAUCUGAGAGAAUCCAUCGCCAACCAGACUGACGCCGCCCUCGCCCUCUCCAAGCAGCUCCUCUUGACCGGGGCCAAGGACUCCAACCUCGUCUUCUCUCCCCUCUCCAUCCACAUGGUGCUCGGCCUGAUCGCCGCCGGCUCCGCGGGGCCCACCCAGGACCAGCUCCUCUCUUUCCUCAAGGCCAAAUCCACCGACCAUCUCCACUCCUUAGCUUCUCAGCUCCUCCUCGUCGUGCUCGCCGACGACAGCGCCGCCGGCGGGCCCAAGCUGUCCUUCGCGAACGGCAUUUGGAUCGAUAAGUCGUUGCCUCUUAGGCCUUCUUUCCAACAGGUGGUGGACGCGUCUUAUAAGGCGGCCACUAAUUUCGCUGAUUUCAAAACCAAGGAUCUCAUCAAAGUCGGCCUAAAGUGGUCGAGAUUAAACAUCAACCCACUUCAAUCUCUUCAGGGUUUGCCUAAUCUGAUGGAGCUCUAUAUGGUAGACGCUUUUACGGGGCAAACAAUGAAAUUCGAGGCGAACACUUUCAAGAAACUGAAGAUACUUUCGAUUGAACAAUUCAGCGAGCUGACCAUGGUGGCUGUGCAGGUCAAUGCAAUGCCUGCUCUCGAAAAGUUGACAUUUUCCAAAUGCGAGAAAUUGAAUAUGCUUCCGUUGGGUAUAAACAUGCUCACUCGUCUCCAAGAACUGCUUCUGUGUAACAUGAACCGGGAGUUCAUCAAUCGGCUCCGGAAGAACAGUGAAGAUCGCAAUUUGGUCAGCCACGACAGGGACAUGCAUUCUUACACUCUAGGCGAGGAUCAGUUAUGGGUGCGCCAGAAUCUUCCUUGA
Messenger RNA from Syzygium oleosum, 834 nucleotides. RefSeq names its product serpin-ZX-like. The transcript has 2 exons. Lineage: Eukaryota; Viridiplantae; Streptophyta; Magnoliopsida; Myrtales; Myrtaceae. Gene Ontology annotation, molecular function: serine-type endopeptidase inhibitor activity. The coding region runs from base 1 to 834 and encodes 277 amino acids. The record is from RefSeq and is a predicted model, not a curated record.